AUGAAGGAACGACCCUGUACUCGGUGUAUAAAACGUAACAUCGGUCACUUGUGCCAUGACGAACCAAGAGAGGCUGCGAAGCGGGUCCGUGGCGAAAACGAGCAUUCAACUGCAGACGAAGAAGGAUCGUCGAACAAUGAACUGGGCAACGUCCAAGGCAUGCCCAAGAGUGUUGAUGUUGAUGCCAGUGGCCAGCAACAAUUUUCUGAAAACACCAUUGGGAUCGCACCCUCCGCUGUGAACUCGGGCUCUGUUCCUCCGGCAAAUUUGAGCGCAUCUGGUCAAGGUCUCGAGGGCAACAACGUCCUACAAUUUAACGAUUGGAUAGGUGGCCAGAAUCAAUUCCAAGACAUGCAUUCUCUCCAUCCGUCAUACAUGUUCAACGCGCAUGAGGUCACCAACGAGUACAAUCUACUUGGGGAUUUUCUCAGCAAUAGUUUGUUGGAUGAUGGAGCUAUUUACCCAAACCAGGAAAUGCCAGGUGUAUACUCCGAUCCGUCAUUGAUGGGCUCAAUGAACGGCAUGGGAAUGCCGAAUGGUUUGCCACCACCAGCAACGCUUCCACCCCCGGCUCAGGCGCCGCCGGGGGACUCCAUGCAACAGCCCUCAAUAGUAGGCAAUGACAAGGCCCGGGAAACCUAUUACAUGACUGCCGCCGAUCCAGCAGGAACCGAUCCACCCGAAGAGCGGAUGAACAAGCUUCUCAGGGCGAAAUACGAUGCCGGUUUACUGAAACCAUUCAACUACGUCAAGGGAUACGCAAGAUUGAAUCAGUAUAUGGAGAAAAACAUGCAGCAAAUAUCUCGGCAAAAGAUUUUACGGCAACUUGACAAAUUCCGACCCAAAUUCCGAGAACGUAUGCAAAGCCUCACUGAUAUCGAGCUCAUUUUGGUGGAAAUGUGGUUUGAGCGGAGUCUGAUGGAAUACGACCGUGUCUUCGCUAGUAUGGCCAUCCCAGCCUGCUGCUGGCGCCGUACUGGCGAGAUAUUCCGGGGAAAUAAUGAGAUGGCGCAGCUCAUUGACGUCCCAGUAGAGGGUCUGCGGGAUGGCAAGCUCGCGAUCCAUGAGAUUAUCGUCGAGGACCAGCUUGUGAGCUAUUGGGAGAAAUUUGGCGCUAUUGCUUUCGACAAUACCCAAAAAGCAAUGCUCACAAGCUGUACUCUGAAGAGCCCCAAUCCCAAUUCGACCAGUGAUGGAAUUACCUGUUGCUUUUCAUUCACCAUCAGGCGGGAUACUCACAAUAUUCCAUCACUCAUUGUCGGCAACUUCCUUCCCAUUGAUAAAUAG
Molecule: messenger RNA, 1287 nt
Organism: Penicillium salamii
Lineage: Eukaryota; Fungi; Ascomycota; Eurotiomycetes; Eurotiales; Aspergillaceae
Source: the annotation of a GenBank genome assembly